Thamnophis sirtalis is the source of this 2353-nucleotide messenger RNA. It is a transcript of the gene NR2F2, whose product is annotated as nuclear receptor subfamily 2 group F member 2. The record is from RefSeq and is a predicted model, not a curated record. Gene Ontology annotation, molecular function: DNA-binding transcription factor activity; zinc ion binding; sequence-specific DNA binding. NCBI's taxonomy places the organism in Eukaryota, Metazoa, Chordata, Lepidosauria, Squamata, Natricidae. Gene Ontology annotation, biological process: regulation of DNA-templated transcription.
UCUCUCUCUCUCUCUCUCCCCAGCCGUCCCCCUUUUGUAAUUUUUUUUACUUUUCUUCCCCUUUUGCUAACAGACAAUCGCCUCGCGCUUUCCUCCUCUUUCUCCUCCUCCUCCUCCUCGCUUUUUUUCUUUUUUCUUUCCCCCCUCUUGUCCACUCGUCCGCGUUCCCCCCUUUCCUUUCUCAACUCCACUUUCCGGUGCCUGCCUGCUGCGUGCGUGCGUGCGUUUCUGCUUCCCGCAUUUAUUUACUAUUUUGCAAUUGUACGAGUGGGGGAGAGAACCGUACGAGAUCUUUUCUACCACACCACCCCCCAAUUCUCCAUCCAAAGCAUUAAAUUAAACUGAACGAAAGAUCGGGAAAAAGGGGGGGAGAGAAGAAGAACCCAACGAGAGAGCGAGAGAGGUGGAAAAUUUAAAAGAAAACCAUCACCGCCGCCGAUUACGACGCGCUCCCUUCUCCUCCAGAGCAACUUCCAGCCGUGAAAAUCAGAAUAACUUGCCAACGCGAACUGCGAGAAAAAAAAGCUGGAGGGGGAGAGCAAAUAAACUAAUAUAAAAGUGGACAACCGCCCCCCUCCCCCUUUCUCUUUAGACCGCCACAGCUCGCUCCGGCUCCAACGGCAGGCGCAACCGGCCGGAGAAGCGGAUCCGGCGGCCACAGCAAGCGACGGGGGGGCGCGCGAUUUGGCCACGGUGUCCCUUAGAUAUGGCAAUGGUAGUGGCCGCCUGGCGAGACCCGCAGGACGAUGUGACCGGCCCGCAAGGAACGCAGCCUUCGCAAGCUCCCCCUGUGCCGGGAGCCCCCACGGGCACCCCCCACCCCCCACAGACGCCGGUCCAAGGAGGGCCACCCACCACCCCGGCUCAAACCACCCCGGGCAGCCAGCAAAACCAAGGGGAGAAACAGCAGCAGCAGCACAUCGAGUGCGUGGUGUGCGGGGACAAAUCCAGCGGCAAACACUACGGGCAAUUUACGUGUGAAGGCUGCAAGAGUUUCUUCAAGCGCAGCGUCCGGAGGAACCUUAGCUACACGUGCCGCGCCAACCGGAACUGCCCCAUUGACCAACAUCACCGCAACCAAUGCCAAUAUUGUCGCCUCAAGAAAUGCCUGAAGGUUGGCAUGAGACGGGAAGUUUCUUUUUUAUUUACUGCAGCCGUCCAGAGGGGCAGAAUGCCACCCACACAGCCGACCCACGGCCAGUUCGCCUUAACCAACGGGGACCCCCUGAACUGCCAUUCGUACCUCUCCGGAUAUAUUUCCCUCCUGCUGCGGGCAGAGCCUUACCCGACCUCCCGCUUCGGCAGCCAGUGCAUGCAGCCGAACAACAUUAUGGGCAUCGAGAACAUUUGCGAGUUGGCCGCUCGGAUGCUUUUCAGCGCCGUGGAAUGGGCUCGGAACAUUCCUUUCUUCCCAGACCUCCAGAUCACCGACCAGGUGGCCCUCCUGAGGCUCACCUGGAGUGAGUUGUUUGUCCUCAACGCCGCCCAGUGCUCCAUGCCUCUCCACGUCGCCCCGCUCUUGGCAGCCGCCGGCCUCCACGCGUCCCCCAUGUCCGCCGACCGCGUGGUCGCCUUUAUGGACCACAUACGCAUUUUCCAGGAGCAGGUGGAGAAGCUGAAAGCCCUACACGUGGAUUCGGCGGAAUACAGCUGCUUGAAAGCGAUUGUCCUCUUCACCUCAGAUGCGUGUGGUCUAUCCGACAUUGCGCACGUUGAAAGUUUACAGGAGAAGUCCCAGUGCGCUCUGGAAGAGUACGUCAGGAGUCAGUAUCCAAACCAGCCCACCCGUUUUGGGAAACUGUUGUUACGCCUCCCCUCUCUUCGCACCGUCUCUUCCUCGGUCAUAGAGCAAUUGUUUUUCGUCCGUUUGGUAGGUAAAACCCCCAUCGAAACCCUUAUCAGAGAUAUGCUACUAUCCGGAAGCAGUUUUAACUGGCCGUAUAUGGCCAUCCAGUAAGAAGCAAAAGGGGAAUAAAAAAAAAAUACGUUGGAGAGAGGAAAAUUUAAAAAAAAUAAUAAUUCCACAAAUCAGAGAAUUUGGACAAAGCAAAACACACAAAAAAAAAUAACAUGGAAAAUUUGGAAGAGAGGAAUCGCGAGUGACGUUGGGUCUGGCGGUUUGUGUAAAUGUCCUUCGGUUAAGCAAGGAUGUCACAUCCUGGCUAAAAGAAGAGAGGAGCAUAAUUUGAAUGGACUAUGGAUUUUUUUUUAAAAGAGAGACUUGUUCAAUGGACUUUUUACACAAUGCAUUAAAAUUCCCUUGUCUUUCACAAGUUACUAUUUCUCUCUUUCUCUUUCUCUCUCUGUCUCUCUUGAAAAAAAUCUUCCUUCCUUCCUUCCUUCCUUCCUUCCU